AUGCGCCCACCAACCAGCCCAGCGAGCUGCUUCGUAUUAUUAGCAGUCCUGGCUGUAUUCGCAGAUGCAGCGAAAUACUCCACCCACAACCCUAACGAGGGCGACCUUCCUGGCCACAGCGACAAGUAUACGGUCGCCGGUUCGAGCGGCUAUGGGUGUCAGGUCGCCGACCACGAAGUGAUGCCGUGGCGCACUCCAGAUCGAAGCGGAGAAGCCGAUGGCUCUCUAUGGACAGGCGAGACAGUUGUGAAAGUUGGCAAAUAUGUCGCCGAUGAGGGCGAGGACCCCAAGACAGUGUGCAAUGGGACCUUCUACCUGCCAACGGUUGCCUGGAUCGGACCGUAUCUCCAGGGCCAGAACGGGGAUAACGGCGAAUUCGCAUUUGGCAUGCUGGCAUUUGAAACGAAUGACACGGACAAGUCGGAUGCGUGGCACGUUUAUCGACCGUGUGACACUGUGUCCGGUGAGGAGGGCUCUGAUGAAUGGCAUCCUUCUGACACAGCCUUUAAGUUCAAAACUGGCGUCAGUUACAGCGAGUCAACUGUGCCUGGUGAUUCUACUGUCGGAUUGCGCCUGAUAUCACGCCCGCAGGGUCCUAAUAACGGGACGAUAUUCUUCAACGGCACGUUCAAUGACAUCAAGGACUCCGGGGAGUACUAUGGCCAGGGCGAGUCGGGCAUUCACUUUUGGUCCUUCUCUUCCAGAGCUGAUCUUAAUUGCACUCGCGUUUCGGAGGGGGAGGACAGUUGGGACGCCUCCAAAGGCGCCAGCGCUAAGAUAGAGCCUGGCUCUGUUAUCAGCGGCAUUCUGUCCAACAACAGCAUUGUUUUACACAUGACAUCGACAACCAUCGGCAAGGCACAUGCAGGCGUUGAAGAGCCCAAGCCAAGAACCACAAAGGUUGGCUCCAGUAGGACUGAUAUUGAGAUCACAUUCAGCGGAGAAUUUGAUUCUCGCAAUUCGUCGCAAAGUCUCAUUGCCGAUACAGCCAGCCCAGCUAUAACAUUCUCGGCUGGAAGAAGGCACGUUCCAUGCAUUCCGCUAUUGUCUGCAGCAGCAGGACUCGUUUUGUAUUCUCUAUCAAUAGCGUUAUAG
Molecule: messenger RNA, 1095 nt
Organism: Aspergillus versicolor CBS 583.65
Lineage: Eukaryota; Fungi; Ascomycota; Eurotiomycetes; Eurotiales; Aspergillaceae
Exons: 1
Coding region: 1-1095 (364 amino acids)
Source: RefSeq, a predicted model, not a curated record